Molecule: messenger RNA, 5965 nt
Organism: Cladocopium goreaui
Lineage: Eukaryota; Dinophyceae; Suessiales; Symbiodiniaceae
Source: the annotation of a GenBank genome assembly
AACACGAGCCCGUGCAACUAGCACAUUUCACUUUACUUGCUACUACUGGCUGCCCGAGAUGGGCGACUCUUUCAUAUUUGGGCCAUGGGCUCUCUUUGCCACCUUGGCCCUUGCCAACCUCGUACAGAGGGUUGCAGGCGUGGAUGGGACAGCUUGCAAAGAGCAUGCGAAGGCAGGCAGUUUGCUCCAAGCAAAACGCAGCAUGGCGAUGAUCGAUGGCGAAGACUUUGUGCCGGAGGUAGCUGGCAUUGAAGACAACUUCGACCAAGUCCCUGGCUUUAGUCCGAGGAUCACGGCCUUGCUGGCUCAGCUCCAGAAUGACACCUCAGGUGAUCUCAAUCCGGCUUGCAAGCGCAUGACCCGUGCGGCAGCAAAGCCAAAGGUUGGGACACGGAUUGGUUCCAGAGACUCCUUGUUGAAAAUGAGGUCGCAAAAAGUCCAGUCCAAUGCAAGUGCUUCAGCCGCCACUUGCCCAACGGGCCAAUACAAAGUGAUGGACUUUGGUGCAUCGGGCGCGACCAGCACAUGCUGCCCGGCUUCAAGCCGAUCUUGUGCGGGCUGCGCUUCCUUUUCGGGGACUUCUUGCCAGAAAUGUCAAGAUGGAUUUGUGAUCCGCGAUGGGGCAUGCAUGGCCUGUAGCAGUUCAAGCGGUUGGCUUAGCCUGACAGGCAGGUCUUGUUUCCAAUUGGCUCAAAGCGAGUGCAAUGAUGAGAAGGUAAGGGGCCAGAGCAGCAACGAGGCUUGCUGUCAGUGUGGUGGAGGAGCAGUCACACCCACACCUUUUUCUUAUCCCAACGUUCGAUGGGCCUUGGAUUCAGACAUCAGCAUCUUACCUGAACCGCGCACGGCUGACCGCUACACCAUUGAUGUGGCAUGUGAAUUAGCAGCGCAUAACCUCACUAUGGACAGCACAACGGGAACAAUUUCAUAUAUAUCAGGCCGUGCGAAGCCCACCGAAGCCUUUUCGUUUGAGUGUGAAGUCACAGCCCAUCAAACUGCAGCAGUCAGUACCACAGCUAUCGUGGUAGUUGCAGCGGACCAGUUGACUUACAAAUCUGGCACUCUCUUGUUCCACAACGGGGAUGUUGAGCAGCCAGUCCUUACGGGCAGUGGCUGGUCCAAAUUUGCAUUGGGCUGUGCGCCAGAAAUCAGCUGGCUCUCUAUCAACUCGGAAAGUGGACAUUUGACAUAUGCCAGUGACACUUCAUCACAAGGCGGUUUGUCAGUGGCAGAUGACAAGUUCUUCGGGCAAGAUGGCGCAGUGUGUACCGUGACAGCCUGGAAGCAGGGCAAACAGCACAAGACCAGUUUUGCAUCCAUCCGGCCAAGACCAUGGCCAAACUUGGAGUACAGCUUGGGCCACGUCAAAGUAAGCCUGGGCGAAGAGGUGCUGCCUUUGACUGUGAAGAUCCCUAGCGAUCAGGGCUUGAUGAAACCAUGGACCUACCGCAUGGCAUGCAGCGUUAGUGGCGCUUUGCCCAGCACCAAAUUCACCUUCGAUCCGGUUCUCAGCAUGGGUUUCCUUGAUGGCUAUGAAAUCCUGGAAAUUGGCGAGGAUGGGCAAGUCAUUGUGGCGCCGGAAAGCGCCCUGAGUGCUGUCUUUGAUGCUUUGGACGUCUCUGGCUCAACACGCAAGGUCAUUACUUGCAGCUGUCGGAUUUUUGGCAUCUUCCCUGAUCCGAUGAUAGCACCAGUUGAAACAACUAUGGUCAUCGACGUGCAAGACGUCUACUGCUGGUCUCCACAGAUUCUGAAAAAGAGCGUGGCGGUGGUGGAUGCUGGGGCCAGCACCGAAGCAGAGUGCCGUGCGCGCUGCCGAGCAGAUGCCAGCUGCGCUAAUUACCGCUUUGCUGACCAGUGCUACAGGUAUGAUGCACAAAGUGAUGCGGCCCCGUCUCACUUUGAGGGUGUGGACGGUGGCCAGGGACGGUGUUGCCGCGGAGCCACAUCGAGCGACAACUCAGCUGCCUACUACACCCUCACCUCGGUGUCCAGCCUGGAUGAAUGUGAGAGCAACUGCCGGAACGAGCCGAGAUGCGUGGGCAUCGAGUACACCGGUGGCACUCACUGUGAAGUCUGGACUAGACCAGGGGGGAUCAUGGCCUCCAUUCCGGCUUCGGCUUGCAGCUGUUAUCGCUAUGGCCCAACUGUGACAGUGACAGCGAAAGUGACAAACUGCACCAACGAGGGCACUUGCUUGAAGGUGACCAACUCCAAGGGGUGGCUCAGUGGAACCUACUGCCCGCUGGGUCGGGAUUCUUCAAAAAACCGCAUGGUCUACAUGCGAGAGCACGUGACUGCGCAGGACGUGUUGUACAUGCACCACUCUUCUACCUGGAAGGAGGGUUGCCCCUACAACAAGUUUAUCUUGCGGUCCACUUCAGCACAAGACUUUGUGGAUACGGCUACGGGUGUCUUUGAGCUUCGUGGCACGGUUGAAGGCUGUGUCGACACGCCUGACCUUGCGGUGCGAGGCUGUUCCACUAAAGCUUUGGCAUGGAUGGAGGAGGAGGAGACCGAAGAGGAAGGUCUACCUUCUUUGGUGCUUGACGACCCAAGCACUGCGGCAGCUGCAGAUUUUUGGCUUCAUCCUUGUGACUGUGCCCCUCCGGCUUGGGGAACCGGCUUGCCAGUGAACCCAGACAGCUUUGAGCAUGUGCCGGUGGACAGCAACAACAACUUCAUUCCAGCGCCCUUCACGAUCGUCACCGGGCAGUUGGUAUGCCCAUCGCGGCAGCUGUUGCCAGGUGGUGUGGGAGUUCACUUCCAGUCAGAGGAAGAGAUGUUGGAGCCUGCAGACUGUGAGGCUCGCUGCCGCAAUCAGGAUGACUGUCAUUUCUUUUGGCAUGGAUCCCAACACGGUGCCGCAACCUGUCGUUUGUUCAGUGGGUGUGAAAAUUUGGUGAGAGAGUUCAGCCUGGAAGGCUCCCUGCAGGCCAUGCCACGCAGUAGCAGCUGCACCGUGGCGGAUGCUGAGAGAUGUUGGGCCACCUCUCUCCGCAGAAGUUUCCUCACCAAGGCUUUCUCUGCAUAUAGUGGUGGAUCUGCUGCCAGUGGCCCUGUCUUUACGCUACCAGCAAACCCAGGUGACCCCCCUGCACAUGGCAUGGUGGCAUGGUUCAAGAGUGAAAAUGCUGGGUCGGUGUGGCCGAGUUCAGUGGGCAACAUCGAGGGAUAUUCGAUCAAAAACACAGUGCACCGGGUAGUGGCAGCAGGCUAUGGGGCAGACCGGCCCGUGACUUACAUAAAGGGAAACCAUCUGUCGUCCUUCAGGUUUGGGCAAGCAGGAGAGGUGUUGAAGCCGACUUUCACCAUUUGCUCCGUCACACGCUACGCAGGAGGUCAGAGGAAGCGUAUCCUGCAGGCAGACCAGGCAAAUUGGUUGCAUGGGCAUUGGGGAGGUUCAUCUGGAGUGGCCUUCUAUCAGGCUUGGGUAACUCCAUCGGGAAAAAAUAAUGACACUUAUGAUUGGGUGGUGUUGUGUGGCAGCAACGGUGCGUCUACAAAGCUGUAUGAGUUGCAAGGCUCACCAGGAGAAGCAGUAAGCAUCGCGAUUGGAUCUGGGUUAGAGCAACCUUCUGAUUCAACACUCUAUGUGAAUGAAGGCUAUCAGGAAAAUGAACUCUCCGACUUUGCAGUCAUGGAAGUCAUUACAUGGGACCGCGCACUCUCUGAUGAUGAAAUGAAAGCCAGUGUGAACUACUUGAAGUGGAAAUUGCGGGUGGGUUCAGCGCUGGAAGUUUCAGAGCAUUUGGCAACAGAGAUUCAAAAGAAUUUUGAUAGCUUCGCACACCCCCAGUUGGAUGACAUUGCUUCACAAACCUUUGAUGUCCCCUUGGCCAAUGGCUACAGGGCAGACUUGUCGGGCUGGAGCCACACUCGGCCGAGGGCAAGGGGCUUCUUGAAAAGCGGAGCUGGUACUGCCACUGCCGUAGUGAAGGGCUUGACGCCAGCUGCAAAGUAUAUCUACCAGGUGUACAUGGUUCAUGAAGUGUCCACUUGGGAAGGGGAGGCCAAAAUUUCGGUCAACCACGGUCACAAUGCCCAUGUCGAACAGUCUGAUCUGAAUUGGCCCGUCCUACAGGGUGUUGCUGAAGCAACUUCUGCAGGUGAGAUCACCUUUGAGUUUGAGCGCGGGACCACAGAUGUCCACAUCGAUUUGUCCAGCAUUGCCAUUGCGAAGGUGGGACUUGCAUUUGUGCCAAAGCCCGCUGACCCCCCUGCACAUGGCAUGGUGGCAUGGUUCAAGAGUGAAAAUGCUGGGUCGGUGUGGCCGAGUUCAGUGGGCAACAUCGAGGGAUAUUCGAUCAAAAACACAGUGCACCGGGUAGUGGCAGCAGGCUAUGGGGCAGACCGGCCCGUGUUGAAGCCGACUUUCACCAUUUGCUCCGUCACACGCUACGCAGGAGGUCAGAGGAAGCGUAUCCUGCAAGCAGACCAGGCAAAUUGGUUGCAUGGGCAUUGGGGAGGUUCAUCUGGAGUGGCCUUCUAUCAGGCUUGGGUAACUCCAUCGGGAAAAAAUCUUGCCACUUAUGAUUGGGUGGUGUUGUGUGGCAGCAACGGUGCGUCUACAAAGCUGUAUGAGUUGCAAGGCUCACCAGGAGAAGCAGUAAGCAUCGCGAUUGGAUCUGGGUUAGAGCAACCUUCUGAUUCAACACUCUAUGUGAAUGAAGGCUAUCAGGAUAAUGAACUCUCCGACUUUGCAGUCAUGGAAGUCAUUACAUGGGACCGCGCACUCUCUGAUGAUGAAAUGAAAGCCAGUGUGAACUACUUGAAGUGGAAAUUGCGGGUGGGUUCAGCGCUGGAAGUUUCAGAGCAUUUGGCAACAGAGAUUCAAAAGAAUUUUGAUAGCUUCGCACACCCCCAGUUGGAUGACAUUGCUUCACAAACCUUUGAUGUCCCCUUGGCCAAUGGCUACAGGGCAGACUUGUCGGGCUGGAGCCACACUCGGCCGAGGGCAAGGGGCUUCUUGAAAAGCGGAGCUGGUACUGCCACUGCCGUAGUGAAGGGCUUGACGCCAGCUGCAAAGUAUAUCUACCAGGUGUACAUGGUUCAUGAAGUGUCCACUUGGGAAGGGGAGGCCAAAAUUUCGGUCAACCACGGUCACAAUGCCCAUGUCGAACAGUCUGAUCUGAAUUGGCCCGUCCUACAGGGUGUUGCUGAAGCAACUUCUGCAGGUGAGAUCACCUUUGAGUUUGAGCGCGGGACCACAGAUGUCCACAUCGAUUUGUCCAGCAUUGCCAUUGCACAAGUUGCUGGGUCGCUGUCUGCCUUGCAAGAACUUGCAGGGGUUCAGCUGGGUUCAGCUGCGAGUUCCAACAGUGGUUUGGUGGGGUCUGGUUUUCUGCAUUUGCACCUCUACCAGCAGUGUGACUCUGUGCUUUUGCUUGGUGGCAUGGGAGUCCAGCAAUGUGGGCGGCCAGGGCACAGGAAGAUUGAUUCGCAUGAUUGGCAGCACAAGAGGCCUUUACCCAGCGCCUUUGAAUCUGGAGCCGUGUUGACAGCCUCCUGCUGGACGGAACGCUAUCGACUUCUCAAAGGCUCCAGCAUGGUGACAUCUGAAAGGUUGCAGUGUGUCAACGGAGAUUGGCGGAACUCCUUGGGUGAGACUUCCCUGAAAGGAUUGGCCUGUGAGAGCUGCGUGCAGGUCGGAGCUACGGGCUAUGCGGGUUUUGACCAACGCAACGAGCAGGAAUUGUAUUUCUUCAACCGUAUGGCGCUCAGUGUCUACACCGAACUUGGCAUGAUCAAGGAAUUGAGCACGGUGGCACAGCAUCGCUACUGCUUGGGUAAAGCAGAGGGCCACAGCAUGACCGUGAUCGCCAGUACAGGCUGUCCAGCGGUGGUGGUGCCACUGGUCACUGCCAAGUCGAGCCCUGAGACCCGACAAUUCAAGUUGAUCCCCGACGACUUUGCCUUCUCCGAUGCGGAUGAGUGCUUCUCGGCUCGUUUGGGGAUCAAGUGA